GUUGAAUUUCUCAGCUUCAAGGACAAUGAAGACUUUUUUCGCAUUUGUAGUCGCUGUUGUAGCAAGCCAAGCUAUGGCCCUGCCGAUACAGGAUGGAAAUGAUGAGUGCGCUGAUUGCAUCACUUUCAUUACUGAUCGCCAGGAGAUGGAACUCGAAUCGAUUGAAGAACAGGAAGCAAAAAUGAACAACGUCUGUUCUUCAAUGGAACCCAGCAAGGUGGAAGAGUGUAAGACAAAAGUGCAGAAAAUAUGCCAGAAGAAGAAGGACAAAGUCAACAGUCAGAGCCCUGAAGCCAUCUGUAAAGCCACCAAGUACUGCCCGUCGCUUGAUACCGCCAACAUGAACACACCUACAAACAAGGUUCAAGGGAGAAGGCGAUGCAAGGACUGCAAGAACUUUCUAAAAGACGUCAAAGAAAGGCAAAUGGUCACUGUUGCCUCUGUGAAGGAACUGAUCGAAACCAUGUUCUGUGAAAAGCUCAGCGAAGACCGUCAGGAACAGUGUGCUGACUUUCUAGAUGCAGCAAUCGAAAUGGAAAUCGAGCUACUAGAUUUGGUGAAUGUUAAAACGUCAUGCAAACUACUUGGUAUGUGUGGUGCCAACUAGUUGUAAGAUGCUGACAAUGCUGCCUCUCGAUCCUUCAUCGCCCACGAACAACGUCACGUGUAAAACAUUGUCAAUAAAACUUUGCAUUUGA
Molecule: messenger RNA, 698 nt
Organism: Haliotis rufescens (red abalone)
Lineage: Eukaryota; Metazoa; Mollusca; Gastropoda; Lepetellida; Haliotidae
Product: proactivator polypeptide-like 1
Exons: 10
Coding region: 26-607 (193 amino acids)
Source: RefSeq, a predicted model, not a curated record